Messenger RNA from Delphinapterus leucas (beluga whale), 10596 nucleotides. NCBI's taxonomy places the organism in Eukaryota, Metazoa, Chordata, Mammalia, Artiodactyla, Monodontidae. The record is from RefSeq and is a predicted model, not a curated record.
CACACCCCCUGCACUGGAAGGCGAAGUCGUAACCACUGGACAGCCAGGGAAGUCCCGGUGCUGCCUUCUAAAGUCGAGCCCUCUCCUUGUGCACUGGUUUCCAUCCCCUCUUGCCUAAAUAAAGUACCCCCAGAGAAUUCUAGCCUGUCACCAAGGUGGAGACCACUGGUCUCAUAGAUGUGAAUCCAUUUUACAUUUUCUAGCUUCAGCUGUUCCUCCACUCUUCCACCUUCAUUUACUAUGAGGGCUUUCUCCAUACAUACUCUGUGUGUUCCCACUUCUGUGCCUGUGAACAGAUACCUAGUCAAGGGGCCAGAGGGAGGCCCAGCGGGUGAACUCUCCUGGAAGCCUCCCCACAGCCCGUCCCUCCCUCUGCUCCUGUUUGCGCUCAGGUUACUUCUGGCACUGAUCACAGUCUGCCACGUGUCGUAGGUGAUUGCUUCUUUGUUUAUUAGCUCAUGCCUUCAACAAAUACUGUAGCACCUGGCCUGGUGCUCGGCUAGACCCUAGGAUUUAUUACAAUGCAGGGACGGAACUUGCCCUCCAGUAGCUUGGAGUCUAGGAGGAGGUAGGAGGAGUAGACUUAAAGUAAGACUAUCCCGAGAUAAUUGUUCAAGCGGAGAUUUGCCCAGGUGCUGUGGGGACGUGGGAGGGGGGAUGCCUGGGGAUUUCAGGGCAAGUUUCUCAGCCGUUGCAGUAUUUGAGCUGAAAGUUGAAAGAUGAUUUGGCGUUUGCCUGAUGGUCCGCUUCAUAGGGGAUGGGGAAGGGAAGAGCUUCUGGGUAGAGAAAACAUGAAGGGCAGAAAGGUGGGAGGACCCGAAGUGUUUUCCCAGAGCAGGUAGUAACAGCGUUGCUGCAGUGCUCAGUGGGAGGGGGCGUUGUCGGGAGGUGGGCACGGGAUCAGGUCCUGAGCUGCCGCGAGCUCUGGUUUGCUGUGCCUGAGGGAUUUAAGUCUUAUCCUGUACAGGGAGGGGCGCCACUGAACAGUUUGGGCAGGGGGGUGACAUGGUAUGCUCUCCAUUUAGGGAGAUACUCCGGGUAAUGAGGGGCUGGAGUAGAGCGGGGGUGAGACCAGAGAUGGCAGGUGAGUGGGGAGGGGCUGGCACUGUGAAGGUGUGAAGCAUGACUGAGGCUGCAGGUGAGUUGCAGUGAGCUGAGGUGCGAACCACUUAGAGACCUGAGGUUGAGGAGGGGAGGGAAGUAGAGGACAGAAGGGAGAUUCAGCAUCAGGACUUUAAAACAUCUCUUCACGCUGUAAAGGACACCUGAAGAAGCUUGUAUGCUGAUGAGAAAGAUCCACCAGAAAGACCUGAAGAUACAGGAAACUGUAAAUAAAGGGGAAGAGUGAUGGAACACGCCCCCAAGGAGGCAGGAAGAGAAGGGAUUCUGACUACAAGUAGCUGGUUUAGCCUUGGAGAAAAAGGGACAGAGUUGUGAGAAGGGGUCAGGAAAACAGGGCUGCAGUCAGAUGAUUUUGUGGAGGAGCCAGAGACAGUGAGUUUAUCUCGGCAGCCUCAGCCUUCUCUGAGAGCCGCCUGAGGGUGGCUGCAUUGAGUUUGCGCUUGGCAGCUUCUUGGGUGGGAUGGAGACAGCAGGUGCUUGGGUUGCCACGUGGGGUUUGGCCAGGUGAUCAGGGUUGGGGGAGGGAACUGACCUCGCCCCUUCCCUAGGCUGUGAGUUCCAGGUGGCCGUGACGGCAUCCUGCCGUCAUCUUUCAUAUUGACUUGUGUGCUGCCUUGCGUGUAGUAGGCAUGCAAUACGGAGUUUCAUUCUGCUUCAUGAAUAUUUGCUUUUCCUAUCAGGACAGUAAUGAUGACAUUGAAGAUGUUUCACUGUUUGAUGCAGAAGAGGAGACAACUAGUAGACCAAAAAAAUCCAAAAUCAGACACCCAGUGGCAUCAUUUUUCCAUUUAUUCUUUCGAGUCAGUGCAAUUAUAGUCUAUCUUCUCUGUGAAUUGUUCAGCAGCAGCUUUAUUGCCUGUAUGGUGACAAUUAUCUUGUUGUUGUCAUGUGACUUUUGGGCAGUCAAGAAUGUCACAGGUAGACUAAUGGUUGGCCUGCGCUGGUGGAAUCAUAUUGAUGAAGAUGGAAAAAGCCAUUGGGUGUUUGAGUCCAGGAAGGCCUCUCCUCAAGACAGUAAAACUGUUUCAGAGGCUGAAUCAAGAAUCUUCUGGUUAGGACUCAUUGCCUGUCCGGUGCUGUGGGUGAUAUUUGCCUUUAGUGCCCUCUUCUCCUUCAGAGUGAAGUGGUUGGCGGUGGUUAUCAUGGGUGUGGUGCUGCAAGGGGCCAACUUGUAUGGCUACAUCAGGUGCAAAGUGGGCAGCAGGAAGAAUUUAACCAGCAUGGCUACGUCGUACCUUGGAAAGCAGUUUUUAAGACAAACCACUGGAGACGAUCAGACCUCCUGAAGAGAGUGAGGGAGUUUCCAUUGGGAACAACUGAAGGGGAUCUUGACUCUGAACCUUUAGAACUCAGUACCUAUUGCAAAGAGGAGUGUUGGGUUUGUUUUUCCAUUUUAAAGUUUACUUUAAAAAAAAAAAAGGAAAAGUAGUUUUCAUAUUAAGUUUUUACUUUCUAGGAUGUGGGGCUUGAAGGUGUGGUGUAGCUAGAAACAUUGUUAACAUUUGGUUCAUGGUGUACAUAUGUGUAUGCACAUAGUCGUGUAAGAUCCAUGUGUCUUAAAUUAACAAAAGUGUUUGUGUUCAUGCCCAUAUGGAAUGGAGACCUUUGCAUUUUGAUCCACAGAACAAGAAGGAUGUUCCUAGUCUAUCUCAAAACUCUCUGUGUUUACAUACUAUUUCUGUAGAUUAUUUUAGGUUUUGCUUCCAUGGUAAGAGUGAGCACUUUGGCUUAUAUAUAGAGUUAGAAAUAAUUGUUAAUUUUACACUUAAUAUAUACUUCAUGAUGAAACUUCUUAUCCUAGGCGUUUACAGGCAGGUAAAAACCAAAUUUGGGCUAUUGGUGUUAACUAGUUUCUAAAAUUUUGUUUAUUUUUAUUUGUAAUGAGUCACGUACUUAAGGCCCAGUUAAUAUAAAAGGAAUUUUCAUAGUUUAUGUUCAUGGGAUACGUAGGCAUUGCUGCUGUUCUAUUUAUUUUUGGGGAAAGAUAGCCAGAUUUUACUUUGGAACCUUCCAGAAGCUCUUCAGUGGUCCUUGGCCUAAUGAAAUCUAUCUUUUACCACUAAAAGAGUAUUAUUCUCAUGUCAUAGUGAGAAUAAUCAUUUCAAUACUUGGCAUUGUAAAUGCCUAAAAGACGUUUUAUUUUACGAAUCUAUUUUUUUCUUGCUAUAAUGGGGAUAUUGUAAAUCAUGUAUUUGUAUUAAUGGUAUUUCUUAAAACAAUGUAUGUAACAAUCCGCAAACUAUUGCAGGCAUCUGUAAACUCUGUUGUAGGCGCUGUAAAUUUUCUUUUAAUUGGCAGAUAGAUUAUUUUGUGAUUGUAGUUAUACAUUGUUAAAAAUUUUUUGAAGAUGUUUUGUUUAAUUGAAUGUAUCUUAUUGGUGUGAUAGCUUUGAAGGUGCAUAACUUUAUAUUUGUAUAAAACUCUACUGCUUACAAAGCACUUUGACACUCGUAAUCUCAUUUGAUCCUCACGACAAGCCUGUUAUGUGUGAUGCCGGUUUAUAGGUGACGAAACAGGACUUCAGGUUAUUGACUGACUUGCCCAAGGAGACACUGAUUACAGGAAGACCCAUCAGGACAUAUUACUGAUUUUAGAGGAAAUAUUUGUCUCUAAAUGUCCUUUCCUUUCGUACGAAUCAUUAAUUUACUAAGUCAUUAAUUUGGUAAGUGCUUGUUUCCCAUUUUAUUUAUACUUGUCUGGUGAGGAAAGUGGAUGCUGCAUAAAUGUUUUUAUUUAACCUGAAAGAUCUGGUGUCAGUCUGUAGAGCUGAGAGUCUCAUGGGGGGGUUGCUCUUGAGGUAACUAUUGUUAUUUCAGGCUGCAAUCCUAAACCAAAUAUGAAUUGAAUUUUGGAAUAUGUACGUGGCAAGACCUACUGUUUAUCCCCCAAUAUUCAUUUUUCCCUUCUAUUCAUUUCCCGCUUAUUAGCCAGGACAUGGCAACAAAGACAGUUUUUCCCAGAUUUUCUUGCUGCACCUUGGCUACGCUUCCAGGAAGUAUUCUUAGAAGGUCGGCAUGUGCGUCCCCUCCCCUUUUCACCCCUCUUAGCUGAAAUGUAGACAGAAUAGAUGGCGCUUGAACAGCUGUCAUGGACGAUGGGGUGGAAGCCUUAUUUCUGAGAACAGCAGAGAAAUAAGGUAGAGACUGAGUUCCCUCUGAUGGGGCCAGCAGCCCUGAACUGCCUGUCUGAACUUUUAAGCGAGAAACAAACUUCUGUCUUGUUUAAGUGUUAUUGCUUUGGUUUUUCUGUUACUACAGCCUAAGUGAAUUCUUAUCAAUACAGUAUAUUUUCAGCAACCCCCACAAUUGUUUCCAUUAGUAUAGUAUUUGAGAUGUAAUAGUUCAUCAAAUACAUAUUUGCUCUUUUCUGUGAGUUAAUUAAGCUAAUAUUAUAGAUUCUAACAAGUCCAGCUGUUCCAGAUGCUGUUGCUGCGUAAAAAUUCACCCCAAAACUUAGCAGUGUAAAGCAGUCAUUUUCUUAUGCUUACACAAGCUGUGGGUCAGGAAUUUGGGUGGAGCUCAGUGGGGACAGCUCCCCUCUGCUGCACAGUCUGGGGCUUGGCUGAGAGAUUUGAAGGCUGGGUUUUGCACAUUGGCCAGGAGGCAGGAAACAUCUGGGGGCAUCUUCACGGGUCUGGAGAUUGAUGGUGGCUGUCAGCUGAACCUCAGCCAGGUUGCUGGUUGGAACACCCACAUUUGUGACCUCUGGGUCGUCUCUCUGUGGAGGCUCAUCUGGGCUUCUUCACAGCCUGGCAGCUGGGGUCUAAGGCAGGCUUCCCCAGGGAGCCAGAGAAGUGUGUGACGUUUUUAUGACUAGUCUCGGGGUUCACAUAGUGUCACUUCUGCCAUACUCUGGUUGAAGCAGCCACUAAGGUCCCCCUGAGUUCACGGGGAGGGGACAAAGCAGCCAUCUUUGGAAAGUAAAAUCUGCCACACAUAAUCGUUUCAAGACGGGAAAACUGCUUGAAGAGACCGAGGGUGGCAGGUGUUGCUUUCUUUUUUAUCUUCCCUGGUCAGCCUUGAGCACAGGUAAACUGACUGAAUGGUGCAAUUAAAAUGAAAGUAACAUUGCAUUCUGGAGCCCCCAGUGUGCCUGUUGUUUGGCCCACAACUCUGAAACAUAGGCAAGGGUGUGUGUGGUUGUGUGGAGGUGAUGGCACAGUAAGUCCACCAUGGUGUCAGUACUGUGGUCCUUUAAAUUUGUAAAACUCUUCAGAGCUCAUUCAGAGUUCUUUUAUGUCUAUUACCUUAUUUGAUUUUCCCCCGUAACCUCUAGAAGGAGGAGAGAUCAUGAACAACCUCAUGUUACAGAUGAAUAGCUAAGACAGAGAAAAGUAAAAUAAUUUACUGACGAUUGCAGGUAGUAGAGACAGUGAUGCUCCCCCAGUAUUCCCUUUGUUCUCCUGUACUUCCCACCAGCUCCCUAAUUAACUGAAGCUAUGAGAUCAGUUAUGGCCUGUGUGAUGUGAGUGAAGGUGACCUGCAUCGCUUUUGGGUGAGGAAGGUGAAACUGAUGUGAGAGUCUCUAAUCUUUCUUCCCUUCUGUGGCAGCCAGUGGUGCUCGAGAUGGUGCCUCGGCCAGCUGGGUCCCUGGGUGGCUUGUAGAGCAGAAUCCCCCACCUGCUCCUGUUGGACGAAUGGCAUAGUUGUUGAAAUCCAACAAUGCUAUGGACCAGUCUUCACGGCAUCGGACAACAGGUGGUGCACAAUUGUGGUGCCUGAGAAAAGGGAUAACAAUGAAGUGAGCCUUAUAAUCGCCUGAGCUUUCUGCCUGGAGGCAAUUUGACACCAGGAUCAGGGAGGAGGAGCCCAGAGAGAGGCAGGCAGCCGCCUUGAGUUGUGAGAUCAAAGAAGAUCCAAAGAAGCCAGCCCAGGGUAAGUUAGGUGAUCUGAGAAAACCAGGUCACCUGGAAAACAGGGCAAGUCCUGGGACUGCUUAACUGGGAGCAGGAAAGGCGCCGACCUCAGAUGAGUGGUGUUCUUCAUGCUGUGUAUGGCCCUGGAAGACGGAAUCAGGACGGUUGGAUGGAAAUUAGGAAAAGAGGUUUGGGCCAAGCCCAAGGAAACACUUUCUAGGAGUCGUGGUUGAUUGGGUUGGAGCAGCUGCCGUGCCCGGCUGGGCUGAUGAAGGGACUGGGCAGCGUGCCAGGUUGUUGCCGAAGGUGGUUUUGCAGGGCGACAGGGGCUGGGCUCAGUGCUGUGCAGGGCCCAGUCCCGAGGUUGAUUAUGGUUUGGUUUUGAUAGCCUGGCUUCUGUAAGAGGCAGGCGACAACUGACUGUAUUUAAAGCCUGAUGAGAAAACUGAAAGUCCCUGAAAGCCCCACCCCAUAAAAAAACAGAGCAGUUUUCCCUACGCAUCAUUUGUAUUUAUAUCUUUAUUUGAUUUCUCACCUCCGUGUGUUUCUUCUUGAAGGCAGGGACCAUGGCACAUCUAUGUUUUCAUGUCCCCCUCCCGUCCCCUCCCCUCCCGGGAAUAAACCCCAUGGUUACCAGGUGCUUUCUCAAUACCUGAGCGUAGGGGCUUGGCCUGAGGAAGGGCUGGCAAACGUGCAUCUUGUGUGCUGCCCUUCCUCCUGUGCCCCCGGCGGACAUCGCUAGUCAAGCAUGGAGUUCUUUUCCACUGAGCCCAGCCUCAGCCGUGGUUCUAGACUGUUGCUUCUAAUUAAUUAGAAUUAGUGCUGACAGUGUUUAACUCUCUGCCAUCGUGGGGCUGAAGGAAUGCUUAGGAUUCAAAAAGCACGGUCAUAUCCUGUCCUGGUCACAGCCUAUGUUUUUCACCAACUGUCACCUGCUUUCCAGUAUGUGGGCACAGCCGGCAUGCUGGUGGUCUGGCUGAGAGCCAGGGGGACAUCUUGGGGGCACUGAAUGCUAGGAAUGCCUUGGGGCUGAUGGAAUGCAAAGGCUUUGGCACUUGGAUGGGAUAUUGAUAUAGCAUCCAGGGUUGCAACCACGUAGGGUAGGAGUUGGGACUUGAUCACAUCUCUGAACGCCUUAGUUUUGGGGUGGAGCCUGAGGCGAUGUUGGCCCCCGCUCCAGACUGUGAGCACUGAUGGUUGCAGCCUAAUUGCACUGCAGUAGAAAGAGGGCAGGUGCGAGCCUCAGCUCUGAGCUCACGUCCCCUCUCUGCCGCCUACCAGGUGAGCAGCCUGGCUUCCACCUCUUUGAGGAGGAGGUGACAACAUCGCCUGAUAGUUGUUUGGAGAUUUAACGAGAGAAACUAGGCAAUGCGUCAGGCACACAGUGGAUAUUAAAAAAAAAAAAAAUGACCAGCACGAACAUACUGUUCACUGUGUGCCAUUUGCUGCUCUGUGGGGUAUAAUGAGCGCAUAGAUUAAUUCAGUCAAUGCUCAGAAUAACGCUGCGAGGUUCUGUUAAGUAUCACCCUAACUUGAUAAGAUGAGGGAACUGAGGCUCAGAGCAGUUGGUUCUACCCAGGGUCACACAGCUGGUACUUGGUAGAAACAGCGUUCUGACCCAGAGCCUGUGCCCUUAGCUGACACUCCCUGUGUUGCCAGCGUGACCACCAACACGCAUAUGUUGGCCACCAGCUCCAUGCGAGAUGCUGUGUUCGGUACUGGGUGGACAAAUAUUAAUAAGAUACAUUUGGGAAUGAGUGAACGGGGACAUGAAAUCGAGUAGGACACAGUUUGGGGGCCACGGAAAGCUUGUAAUCAGUGUGGGGUGAUGGGAUAGGGCAGGAAAGGAGGGUCCCACGGAAAUGACCAGCACUCAGUAACCUUCCAGAAAUCUCUGCAGGUAGAUUAUUAGAUAGGCACUCUAGUUUACGGAGCCGCCUGUUCUGAGUUUGCCGGGUGUGAACUGACUCACCGGGGCUUGGUCAGCACUUGGCGAUCGGACCCUGCCGCAUUUCUGAACCUGCACCCCUAGGGUGAGAUGCUGCGCGCCAACCUCGCCAGGCGGCCCGAGGUGGGCAGGCACGCAGGCUCGUCUAGUCCAAGCUUUAUGCCCAGACUGGUGUCCUUACAAGAAGAGGAGAUUAGGACGCAGACACACGCAGAGGGACGACCAGGUGAGGACACAGGCAGAAGGCGGCAUCUAAGCGCCCAGGAGUGAGGCCUCGGGAGAAACCAGCCCUGCUGGCACCUUGAUCUCAGAGUCCUCCAGACUGUGAGGAAGUCAGUGUCUUGUCUGAGCUGCCCGGCCUGUGGUGCUUUGUUACGGGGGCCUGAGCCCACUCCGACACUAACCAUUUUCCAUCUCACCUCUCACACCAGCUUCCAGACCCCUGGGGUUCCCUCCACAAGCACCGCCAGGCUUUCUUCUCUGUUCCUGCUGUCGCCUCCGCUCUGGCGCCCUGCUGUGGCGGCCCCAAGCCUCACUGUGUCUGGAACCUGCAAUCUGCCCUGGAGACGAGAGACUCCAGAGCAAGGGAGAUACUGAUGAAAGAUGGGAUUUAGGAUAAUUACAGCCUCAACCCCUUGGUGUGCUGUUCAGAGGCCUGUCUUCUGUUACCUGGCCUUUCUGGAUUCUGGUUCUCCACAAGCAAAAAGGAUUAAAAAAAAUACUCCAUGAUUUCUCUCCUCUGAACCCAAGUGACUCUGGUAACAUUUCGUCAUAAAAGUCACAUCCAGCGUAGUAGCCGGUGUCUCGCUGCUCAGGCCCAGCCCCCCAGGGAAGCCUCCCGAGUGGAGAAACGCUGCUGCUCUGGGUGGCAAGUCCUCCACGGAGCCUGGCGCUGUGCCCCAUUCACCCAGGUGCUGGUUCUGGGUCAGGCGCCCCCAGGAGGGAUACCGAGAUGACGAUUCUCCUGCAAGCCUUGUGCUCCUGGUGUCCGCACAGCAGUGGGAGGAGCAGGCUGGAGAGGGUGUGGUUUUAGGCUGAGUCCCGGAGGGGUAGCUUCAGCCUGUUUCUGAAGGGGAACCCUGGAGUGUCAGCUAGGCCUUUGAAAGUUUUGAGUGCGUCUCUGGGAGCAAAGAGCAAGGGAGCUGGGCUCUCUGGGCUCCUACCCAUCAAUCGCUGGCCACGGGCCACACCCAGCGGGGAUUGGAGGCUCCCCGCCAUUUCUGGCUGGUUCUGGAAGAGCCGCUCCAGUAGCCCAAGGGCAGCUGUCCAAAAAAGACUUGCAUCUGUGGGCUGUUGGAAGGAAAAAGCCCCCCGAAGACAGGGAAAGGAUGCCCCCCCACAGUGAAGGGGUCCCUGGGGCUGUGGGCAAAGCUCCCAACUGGGAGUUCCGUAAGGCCAAGGUCUGUGUUUUGACGUCUGCAUCCCUUGCAACCAGCACGUCUGACACAUAACAGGUGGUCAGUAGGUGGACGUGCUGUGGACUGAAUUGUGUCUCUCCUGAGAUUCAUGUGUGAAAGCCCUGACCCCCAGUGGGAAAGUAUUCGGAGACGGGGCUUUGUGGAGAUGAUUAGGUUUUAUAUGAGGUUAUGAGGGUAGGGCCCCCACCAUGGGAUUUGUGCCCUUAUAAAGAAGAGGCACCAGAGCUCGCUCGCUCGCUCGCUCUCUGUGAGGACACAGCAAGUAGGUGACCACCUGCAAGCCAGGAAGAGGGCCCUCACUGGAAACUGACCAUACUGGCACCAUCAUCUUGGACUUCCAGUCUCUAGAACUGUGAGAAAAUACAUUUCUGUUGAUUGAGCCGCCUCAUCUAUGGGGUUUUGUUCCGGCAGCCCGAGCUAAGACCAGAUGGAUGAAGAGCCUGCUCCAACCUGAGGGGAGAUUAUUUUAGUUUUAAAGGGUGUGUUUGCUGCCAGAUCGAUGGUCCACGUUCACCUUUGGAGUCUGAAUCCAUAGGCCCAAGGGAAGGCCCUGGGCGAGCCCCCCGAAUGGGAAGGAACGUCUUCUUGGCAGCUUCUCGAUGCCGCGGUUUCUGGCGAGUGACGGCCGCUGGGUCUCUCUGCCUCUCUCACUGUCGGCCCCUGGAUUCAGAGCCCAUCUGAGAACAUCAGAGAAGCCACUUUCUCCUUUCAGCUCCUUCUGUUUUGUGCUGGGAUCCAGGCAGUGGUUUACCACGUUCAGUUUUCAGUAUCAUGAACUUUUGCCUUCCCUAUGUCCCCAAAUGUAUUUUAGUGUGAAUUAGGAAAAGGUUGCCUGGAGGGUGGUGAGACCCAGGUGUCCAUUUUACCUGUUUCAGACCGUUUACGGAUAUCUUGCUCACGUCUUGCUAGGAGCAGGCAGGCAAUUCCAAGAACUAAGCAUUCAGCAGAUGCCAACUCCUGGCUGAAAAGAACCCUUUGUCCUGCAAGUUGAUGCCGGGAACGGGAACCCUCAAACUGUCAGUCAGAAGGGAAAGAAAGCAUUUUAUCUUUUUUGCUUUGAAAAUGUACAUUGAGAGAUUUAAGGUUAUAAAUCGUGGUCCUCUGGGUAGAACCUUGGCUCUUUGGAUAGAAUCUUAGGACUGGAUGGCCUUAUGGGCCCUGACGUUCAGUUCCCCUCUGAGGCUCGAACACCCUCUGUAUUUCUUAUUCUUUCCAGUAGUGAAAAAUCUAAAUAAAGAAAAUGCAUAAUUGUU